This is a messenger RNA of Nezara viridula (southern green stink bug), 463 nucleotides long. NCBI's taxonomy places the organism in Eukaryota, Metazoa, Arthropoda, Insecta, Hemiptera, Pentatomidae. The record is from the annotation of a GenBank genome assembly.
AGUUCAAACUGCGUAUGAAACAAAUGCAGAACAUUAUCAUACUAUUAUGCGUAUCAUGCCUCCUAGCUCCAAUACUUGUGGAGACGACAGCCGAUGUGGAACCGAAGGGAAUGGUCAUGCAGUAUCGACAGCGUCUUCCUAGAUCGUUGGGGGGGUUCAUCGCUUCCGCAGCUCUCAACGCAACCGCUCCAAAAGUCGUGCAUAAGGCAAAUAGGGUGAAGAAGAGAUUACCGUGAAGCGAGGUAACAGCAGGCAUGGAUGGGCUGUGGCGAGAUGUAGCAGGACAUGGGCCUCAACUACAAGCAUAUCUAAUAAUUCCCUUCCUGGUUAAGCAUAUUUAGUUAUAUAUUUUUUUAUGAUAGUCUUUAUUGAGAUAUAUUACAAUCUGUGACAUUCAAGGACUAUAUAGUAAUAGUGUUUAAUUAUAUUAUUAAGAAAAAAUUGCAUGUCAUUUAAUAUCCUC